Messenger RNA from Miscanthus lutarioriparius, 2223 nucleotides. NCBI's taxonomy places the organism in Eukaryota, Viridiplantae, Streptophyta, Magnoliopsida, Poales, Poaceae. The record is from the annotation of a GenBank genome assembly.
AUGCGGUCUGAGUUUGUUGACAGUAUGGAUGAAUCACGAAAAAGAGCUGUCUCUACUGCAAAUGCUAAAAAUAUAAGUUCAUCCCUUGAUGAAGACUUUGGGAAUGAUUUUCUUUCAUCUUGGAAGUUACCAAAAUCAGGAAAAGACACAAUUGACUUCACAGUUCCAAAGAGUAGCAAGAAAUUCAGCUUUGACAAUCUAGAUGAUUUCGGGCUUGAUGGAGCCUUUGACAAAUUACCAUCCUUUCAAAUGGGCAUGUCUGAUCUGGAUUUUUCUAGUCCUCAGAAGAAAAAGGUGAAGCACAGCAGUUCAAAUGCAGAUCUUUCUGAAGAGAAAAAGGAAACUGACAAGGAUAAUUUCUCCUUUUCCUUUGAUUUCAAUGAGCUGGGAAAGUUUAGUCUUGAUGGAAAACUAGGAAUUGAAGAAAAUAGUACGAGUAGAUUUACUGGCAAAUCUGGCCCUGUCUCCUCAGAGGUUAAGAAGGAUACACAAAGAGGUCUUUCAGCCAAGGGCAAUGCUAUUCUUGAAGAGAAUAAUAGUACGGACAAAGCACAUACACUUGAUACUUGCACUUUGAGACCUUCUCAUCUGACCAAUCAUGAGAGUGUGAAGAAUGUCAGUCAACAGACUUCAAAUAUCGAUGCUGCUGAUUCAUCUGACAAGAUGCAAGAACGUACCAGUGUUAAUCCUGCUACAGUGGAACAAACUAAAGUAGAUUCAAUGCUCAAUGACAAUCCUGGAGAGCAACCUAAAGAGAUAUACCCAACGAAGGCAGCUGUUAACCUACCUUCUCAGGAUUUCUCCUGCAGUGCCAUAUCUAGUGAAGAUCCAACACAAGGGCUAGCAGAUCCUGUGAACAGUAAAGAUGCACCUAUACUGAACUCUGGUAAAGUUCAUGUAUCAAGGGAGAGUAAUGACGAUGAGCAGUCGAAUGGUUUACGAUCCAGGGACACCAGCAUUAUUAAUCCCAAUGUCUCAAGAAGACCAGUGGGCCAAUUUAAUUCCCGGAAUGAGGUUCUGGAGGAAAGUGUUUUCCUUAAUGAAGGAAGUCAAGACAACCAAAGUUUUAGUGGCGCUCCUAAGAAGUUUUUAAAGAAGACAUCACAUGGGACAAAGAAUACUGAGGAAGAGAUUUCAGGUCCCAAGAGUCUCUUUUGUUCAAUGCAGAGGGAAAUCAGAAGUGUUGAACCUGCACUGACGAAGGAGAGAGGAAGCUUCUCUCUUUUAUCCAAGUCUGUACAUAUGAAAGCAACCAGGGUCGAACUAGCUUCAGAAACAGCCUUAAAUCAAUUGUCCAGUGCAAGUAAAGUGAUAAAAAAGAUGACCACACAUCCUACAGACUUGAAGAGGGAACACAUGCAAGCUAAUGCAGUAGCUGACAAAUCUAACACUGCUUUAUCAAAAACAUACAGCAAGCCAGCAUCAAAUGGGCUAUUGGCCACCUCCAUGAAUGUCAAAGGUGACAGAAAUGCCAAAUUAGGCCUUGAGCCUCCUAUCUCGGGGAACUUGUCUCUACUGAAUGCUCGAAGCAGCACAGCACAUAGCGCUGGACAUAAAGUUGUUGCAAAUCAUGUGCUUCUGAAAAGUAGCAAUGCUUCUGAUUCAUUGCAAGGUGUUCCUUCCAAAGAUAAUAAAAUAUCAACAAUUUCUCAACUGACAGGAGCAAGAGUUACAAAAUUAGGAAUCAGAAGUCCGAAGUCUGACAUGGUUCCAGAGAAGGAAUCAGUACAAGUGAGUGGGACAAAGGGUUCCCCUGUAACAACAUCCAGAAUCCUUGACUCCAUUCCUGAAGGAAAACCUGCACUGCCUAGCCCAUCCAUAAUGGAGAAAGUUCCUGAGGAAUCUGUUCUAGAUCCAAAAGCUCCUAAAGUGCUCAGACACAUCAUGAGAUCUCCAGCUGUAAGAAAAUCACCUCGAACUGUUCCAGAGUUGGGAAACGAAAUGAUUCUGGGAAGUGAAACUCCAAAAGCUCAUGUGGAUAAUGCAAGCUCUUCAUGUAUGCCACCUGGGAUGGAAGCCAUUUCAGAUCUAGAGUUGCCUGUGUUGUUAGAAAAUGAUGGAAACAUAGAAAAAGCUGAGGCUUGUAGAAAGGAGCUUGAGGAUAUAUGCAUUCUAUUGAAAAGGAAACAUGCAGAAGCUAAAGAGCUAGCAGUUCGGGCUAUCGUUAACAACAAUACAAUGCUGAUGUUAAACCACCCAAUGAUUGAGGAGAAAAUAUCCUAA